AUGGACGAGCUAGCCGCCAGGUACCGCACGCUCCACACAUGCACUGCGACAUCACGCUCAGCCCGCUGCUCACCUGCACCAUGGACGAGCUGGCCGCCAGGUACCGCACGCUGCACAGAUGCACUGCGACAUAUUGCUCAGCCAGCUGCUCUUCUGCACCAUGGACGAGCUGGCCGCCAGGUACCGCACGCUCCACACAUGCACUGCGACAUCACGCUCAGCCAGCUGCUCACCUGCGCCAUGGACGAGUUGGCCGCCAGGUACCGCACGCUCCACACAUGCACUGCGACAUCACGCUCAGCCAGCUGCUCCCUGCACCAUGGACGAAUUGGCUGCCAGGUACCACACGCUCCACACAUGCACUGCGACAUCACGCUCAGCCAGCUGCUCACCUGCACCAUGGACGAGUUGGCCGCCAGGUACCGCACGCUCCACACAUGCACUGCGACAUCACGCUCAGCCAGCUGCUCACCUGCACCAUGGACGAGCUGGCGGCCAGGUACCGCACGCUCCACACAUGCAUCGACGUCACAUGCUCACCUGCACCAUGGACAAAUUGGCCGCCAGCACACACGCUCCACACAUGCACUGCGACAUCACGCUCAGCCAGCUGCUCACCUGCACCAUGGACGAGUUGGCCGCCAGGUACCGCACGCUCCACACAUGCACUGCGACAUCACGCUCAGCCAGCUGCUCACCUGCACCAUGGACGCGCUGGCGGCCAGGUACCGCACGCUCCACACAUGCAUUGCUCACCUGCGCCAUGGACAAAUUGGCCGCCAGCUACCACACGCUCCACACAUGCACUGCGACAUCACGCUCAGCCAGCUGCUCACCUGCACCAUGGACGCAUUGGCCGCCUGGUACCGCACGCUCCACUCAUGCACUGCGACAUCACGCUCAGCCAGCUGCUCACCUGCACCAUGGACGAAUUGGCCGCCAGGUACCACACGCUCCACACAUGCACUGCGACAUCACGCUCAGCUAGCUGCUCACCUGCACCAUGGACAAGUUGGCCGCCAGGUACCGCACGCUCCACACAUGCACUGCGACAUCACGCUCAGCCAGCUGCUCACCUGCACCAUGGACGCGCUGGCGGCCAGGUACCGCACGCUCCACACAUGCACUGCGACAUCACGCUCACCAGCUGCUCACCUGCACCAUGGACGAGUUGGCCGCCAGGUACCGCACGCUCCACACAUGCACUGCGACAUCACGCUCAGCCAGCUGCUCACCUGCACCAUGGACGAGCUGGCCGCCAGGUACCGCACACUCCACACAUGCACUGCGACAUCACGCUCAGCCAGCUGCUCACCUGCACCAUGGACAGCAUUGGCCGCCAGGUACCGCACGCUCCACACAUGCACUGCGACAUCACGCUCAGCCAGCUGCUCACCUGCACCAUGGACGAGUUGGCCGCCAGGUACCGCACGCUCCACACAUGCACUGCGACAUCACGCUCAGCCAGCUGCUCACCUGCACCAUGGACGAGUUGGCCGCCAGGUACCGUACGCUCCAAACAUGCACUGCGACAUCACGCUCAGCCAGCUGCUCACCUGCACCAUGGACGAGCUGGCCGCCAGGUACCGCACGCUCCACACAUGCACUGCGACAUCACGCUCAGCCAGCUGCUCAGCUGCGCCAUGGACGAGCUGGCCGCCAGGUACCGCACGCUCCACACAUGCACUGCGACAUCACGCUCAGCCAGCUACUCACCUGCACCAUGGACGAGCUAGCCGCCAGGUACCGCACGCUCCACACAUGCACUGCGACAUCACGCUCAGCCAGCUGCUCACCUGCACCAUGGACGAGCUGGCCGCCAGGUACCGCACGCUCCACACAUGCACUGCGACAUCACGCUCAGCCAGCUGCUCACCUGCACCAUGGACGAGCUGGCCGCCAGGUACCGCACGCUCCACACAUGCACUGCGACAUCACGCUCAGCCAGCUGCUCACCUGCACCAUGGACGAGUUGGCCGCCAGGUACCGCACGCUCCACACAUGCACUGCGACAUCACGCUCAGCCACAUGCUCAACAGCACCAUGGACGAGCUGGCCGCCAGGUACCGCACGCUGCAAACAUGCACUGCGACAUCACGCUCAGCCAGCUGCUCACCUGCACCAUGGACGAGCUGGCCGCCAGGUACCGCACGCUCCACACAUGCACUGCGACAUCACGCUCAGCCAGCUGCUCACCUGCACCAUGGACGAAUUGGCCGCCAGGUACCGCACGCUCCACACAUGCACUGCGACAUCACGCUCAGCCAGCUGCUCACCUGCACCAUAGACGAAUUGGCCGCCAGGUACCGCACGCUCCACACAUGCACUGCGACCCUCAGCCGUACCGCACCUCCACACAUGCACUGCGAUAUCACGCUCAGCCAGCUGCUCACCUGCACCAUGGACGAGCUGGCCGCCAGGUACCGCACGCUCCACACAUGCACUGCGAUAUCACGCUCAGCCAGCUGCUCACCUGUACCAUGGACGAGCUGGCCGCCAGGUACCGCACGCUCCACACAUGCACUGCGACAUCACGCUCAGCCAGCUGCUCACCUGCACCAUGGACGAGUUGGCCGCCAGGUACCGCACGUUUUCACACAUGCACUGCGACAUUACGCUCAGCCAGCUGCUCACCUGCACCAUGGACGAGUUGGCCGCCAGGUACCGCACGCUCCACACAUGCACUGCGACAUCACGCUCAGCCAGCUGCUCACCUGCACCAUGGACGAGUUGGCCGCCAGGUACCGCACGCUCCUACAUAUGCACUUCGACAUCACGCUCAGCCAGCUGCUCACCUGCACCAUGGACGAGCUGGCCCCCAGAUUGCGGGUACCUGCUACAACCCUUUCGUCUAUGACCUUACCACAACUUACGGAAUACCUCAGAUCAUAUUUAGCUGCAGACAAUGAAAGAUCACAUAUUCACGUAGAUCCAUCCGUGCGAGCAGAAAAAGAAAAAACAGUAUCAAUAAUUCCACCGCCGUUGACGACGACGAAGGAUAAACCAGUCUUGUCUUUAACAUCAAUAGCAGCAGAGUUCAAACCACAAUUUGAAGAUAAUUUCGCGCCGCCUGAAACCACUGAAGCAUUUGUUGCUAAUUUUGACGACUUCGAAAAGAAGGCAAAUUCAACGUACGACAGAUAUGCAGUUUUCAGAGAAAUACAGGCGCAAGAGCUUAGCGCGAAAUCUAUUCUAGAUCCAAUUGACAGCGAAAACAAAAUUGAAUCCGAUGGUAAGGAAGAAACUACAGGAAUUGACGACUUACUACAAACAGAAAAAGAAUUAGACGAGAAAAAAGAGCCAACACGAAGUCCUUUAAAAACACUAGAUGAAUUGACUUUAGAUUCGUUUAACAUGUUUAGAAACUCUGUUAGUCCCAAACCUUCGAUCGACGCUAAAAUAGAAGACAUAAAGACUGUUAUGAAGAAUUUACAAAUGAACGAGAAAGCAAGAGGAAGUGUAUCGCCUCGAGACAACGGUGUUACAGAAGCAAAGCAAGAAGACGCAAGUGAUAGGUACGCGGCGUUACGUGAAAUAACUAUAACUGAACCACCACCAGAUGAGUUUGAAUCCAUACCUCCAGAAAUACCAAAAGAAAGAAAGAAGUCAGAUGAAAGAUCUGACGGUUUUGACAAUUCGGACUUUUUCGAUUGCAUCGACAAUAGCUCACUCUCUUUCACGCACGUGGAAGACGCAUUUAGAAAGAGCCCAGUAGUAAAAGAAAAGGAGGAACAAAAGAAAAUAGAAGUGAAAAAGGAAUCUCCAAUUGAAACAAUUCCAGUUAGAGAAAUACAAGCCCCCGCGCGUCUUUCUACCGGAUCCAUCAGUGACGUUGUUAGCGGAUCUUCUCCAGACACGAAAGCAAGUGGUGCGGCGGGAGAGGGGGUGGGUGCAGGCGCGGGGGUGGGCGCGGGCGGGCGCGCGGGGCGCUGGGCCGUGCUGCGCGGCGGCUCGCCCGCCUCCUCCGACUCGCGAGCCUCCGAGCCGCACACGCGCCCGCGCCGCCGUCACCACGCGGACCCGCCACACCUCGCGCACCACUCGCACCUCCCGCACUCGCGCUCACGCAUGGUUCAAACUUCGUCGUCUUCGCGUGACGUGUCGCCGUGGGACGAAGAGCCACCUUCAGUGGCACGAUUGCAGCGGCCCACUUCGCGGCACCGAGAGAGAGACUCAAGGCAAAACUCGUCAGGAUCAAGAGAGUGUCUUGAUUCUGGCAGUGGACGUGAAAAAGAGAAAGUGCGGGAUAAACGGGAAAGAACUAGGGAUAGGGACAUUAGCAGAGACGGUAGAGACUCCGCUAGAGACAGGCGAGACUCUGGUAGUGGGAGGGACCGUCGAGACGUCAGCAAAGAUAGAGAUCACAGAGAACACCGAAGGGAUCGCAGGAGUAGAGAAAGAGAUCCUGAAACCUGGGACAGAGAGAGAACGUACAGUAGAGAACGGGAUUACAGAGAUUCGCGGAGUAGAGAAAGACUUUCUAAGGAUUAUAGGGAGAAAGAACGAGACAGACAUAGGAAGAACCGACAUUCAUACGAUGAGGACGAAGACUACAGUGAUGGUUGUGGGUCAGGGCAUUCUUCACCGCGAGAUCGAUGGCCCGAGCAGCGAUGGCGAAGAGACGAAAGAAAUUAUGGCUCUUUAGGUUGGCGCGAAACUAGACGGCGACAAGAAAUAAGACAGAAUGAGGAUCCAAAUGAUCGAAGGUAUGGAUCGACUCUUGGCUGGCCGGGACGUCGAUCCACAACAAACGCGUCACGACGUGACAUCGACCGCGAAUCACGUGACCCGGUUCGUGACUCGACUCGUGACCCGGCUCGUGACUCCAUCCGUGACACUCGACGACGCAACAGGCGCGAGGAGAGGCCACGCAGGGACUAUCGCUUCUCCAACGAUUUUUCACCAAGGGACCAGCACGCCACGCCCUUCGAUAACGAUUUUCAAAAUACACCCACGCCUAGUACGAAGAAACGAGCGCCUUAUUCCAGUUUAGAAGCGGCUAGAUUCGCAUUCGACCCCGAGGAUACAACGGCGUCUCCGGUAUCGGCGAGUAGCGUACGUGCUCGGGACGGCGACUCUCCUGCGACACGAUUCCGGUUCGACUCCGAUUCGAUGUCGCCACGCUCGAUGUUCGAAGACGAUUUCACGACGGCCUCAACACCACGGGGACGAACAGCGUCUAUAGCUGAAGAGGAUGAAGACAUUGAAAAUUUUGAACUGCGUGCAUCGUGGCCGUACAAAAGAGCUUUUUCAUGUUUAGCUACCCAGCAAUCGGCACCCGCCACUGGUGGAGUACGCCGCAUGCGAUGGACCAUCAAUAUGAAUACAAACGCAUUGCGGGCGUAUUUUAGGGCGAAAGGGGGAGAAAUUGGAGGUUUCGCGUAUCGGGCUAGGAUGCAUCGUCUUUUUACUGAGCUGGAGCCAUCUAUUACUGUCACCGAGCAAAACCUGGCAGAUCGAGUUCGGUAUAUCUUACGCUCAAAUAUAUUUGAUGGCGCCGAACUCGAACGGCUACGACGUGAGGCUGUUCCCUCAUCAAAUGAAAACGCUACGACUGAGGGUGCGGUGCCACAAGUUGCAGAACAACCCGCACAUGUGGAUGCCGCCGUGAAUACCCCAGUGGUUGCUGAUUCAAAUGAUGAUGGAACAUUCACCCAGGAACUAGAAAUAGAGCAAAUGAGGAGUACAUUGGAAGAGGCGAUUAUGGAAACGCGCAGUACGCCUCUCGAAAAUCGACCGCGACUUCCCCGCAUAGCCCUAAGCAAGCGGAAUCGGGCUGUCGUGAGGGCUCUGAACCCAAUGCUGGUGACCUAUUUGGAAGCCAGCCGGGACGAGACGGACUCAAUUCUCUUUGGCGCCGCACUGGCAGUCUGCCGUAUUAUAGGCGCCAAACUUUCCACGGCUGGACGCACUACUGGACAAAGUAGUGCUAUCCCAGCCUGGAGAACAAGAAUUGAAGAACGUAUCGCAAAGGCUAGGGCCCUCAUCGGCAGACUGAUAUGCUUCAGGAUGGUGAAACCUAAAAAGCAAAGCCGAAGACGCCUCGGUGCCAGGUAUUACAAAAAUUAUAAUGACGACAUGUUAGAUCUCGCAGUUGGGUACGUUAAAAAUAAAAAAAUGUCAUCGAGAGAGGCUGAAAAACAUUUUGGUAUACCGAGACGGACCCUUUUGAACAAAGUUCAAGAGCUGCACCAAAAAAAAAUAGGAGCUCCAACGCGACUUACUGAGGAAGAAGAGAAGAAUAUAGUAAAAGUGGCAGUUGCAACUGGUGAUUUUGGUUGUCCAUUAUCAAAGCUUGACUUACGAAUAAUCGUAUACGAAUAUUUGAAAAAAAAUGGGCGUGAGGCAAGAUUUCAUGGAAAUCUACCAGGAAAACAAUGGAUUUCGAGUUUUUUAGAACGAAAUGCUUCAGAACUAACAGUAAGAUCUUGCCAAAAUAUAAAAAAAGCAAGAGCCGAAAAAUGUGUUGAAGAAUUUUUAGAUUAUUUCAAAAAUUUAGAAGAAACUAUGAAAGACGUUCCCCCGUCAAACAUAUUAAACUUGGAUGAAACAAAUUUAAGUGAUGAUCCCGGAUCAUCGAAAUGCAUUUUUCGUAGAGGGGUAAAGUACCCUGAAAGGGUAUUAAAUUCAACGAAAGGAGCCAUUUCAUUGAUGUUUUCGGCAAGCGCAGACGGAACGAACCUACCACCAUAUGUUGUGUAUAAAUCAGAAAAUAUUUAUUCUGAAUGGAUAACAGGCGGUCCACGAGGCGCAAGAUAUAACCGCACUAAAUCGGGGUGGUUCGAUUCGUCCACUUUUGAGGACUACUUCAAGACAAUAGUUUUAAAAUGGUCGGAAGGUUUGCCGGGAAAAAAGGUGGUCAUACGUGAUAACCUAUCAAGUCAUCUAAAUGUGGACAUUAUCAAACUUUGCGAAGAGCAUAACAUAUCUUUUGUUUUCAUUCCUGCCAACUCCACGCAUCUUACCCAACCCUUAGACGUGGCUUUCUUUGCUCCGCUUAAGAAAGCGUGGCGGAAAAUUUUGCUGCAGUACAAAAUGGAAAAUCCCAAUCAAACAUCUUUAAAUAAAAAUCAUUUCCCGAAGUUGUUGACGUCUUUGAUUAACGCAAUAGACUUUACCAGAACCAACAAUAUCAAAAGUGGAUUCAAAGCUACCGGAAUUUGUCCUUUAAAUCCACGUGAAGUGCUCAAACGGCUGCCGGAAUAUGCUGAAGAACUUGGAAAUUACACAGUUGAUAACGCCUUAUUAAAUUACUUGCAAAAGUGUAGACAACCGAAAGCAGUGAGUGUAAAACGCAAUAAAAAAGUUUCAGUAGAGCCUGGCAAGUCUGUUUCAAUAAGCGAUUUCGGUUUGUUGAGUUGUUCAAAUCAAGAAGUUACAGAGACUCAGACCUCUAAAAAAAACAAUGGAGUUGGAGCGAAAAAAUCAAAAACAACAAAAAAAAGACUUCUAUUACAAAUCAAGAUAAUCCAGAAAAUAAUAAUAAUAAUCCCGUAUUUGACCUCUUUUUUAGACAAUACAGCUAUUGGACAGCCAAUAAACGAUAAAGAUGAAACCGCUGAUAUCUAUAAUUAUUUGGAAGAAGAUAUUUUGAAUGAUAGCAAUAUACUGUUAAAUCUGACAUGUGACUUUUAUAAAAUUGAUAAACUUGAGGUAUCGGACAGCAAAAAGGGUGAAACUGUAACAAAGUGCAUCUUAGAUGAAAAAACUGUGAUAAUAGACACUAAUAACUUUGACGAAAUUAAUGAAAUUAAUGAUGAGCCAGUACACAAUGAAAACAAAGUCGGAACAAGUUGCACUUUGGAUAAAAAUGGUAAGAUAAUAGCCAUCAAUGACAGUGACGACAUAUUCAAUAACACCCAUAAAUUUACUGUUGAGUCUGAAUACCAAGAGCAAGAGAAUGUAUCAAGAUGCAUUCUAAAUGAGAAAACUGGAGUUCUUCAAUAUACAAUAGCCACCCGAGUGAAGCAAGUUAUAAACAACAAACCAGUAUUGCGAGAUAAAAUAAAGUUAACCUCAUCUAAAGGCAUGUACACUGAAACUGUGACAGGACCUAAAAAAACAAGAACAUUUAAAAAUGACACCAAGAUUGCAUCUGACAACAUUUGCCCUAACAUUGUAAAUAUUUUACCACGUCGCAGCACAUCUGAUUAUGGUAGCACACAACAAAUUAUAGACUUAAAUGAGAAGAGAGAAGAAUUAAAUGCAAACAAUUUAAAUAUAAAAAAAGUACAAAAAUACUAA
This is a messenger RNA of Parnassius apollo (apollo), 8244 nucleotides long. NCBI's taxonomy places the organism in Eukaryota, Metazoa, Arthropoda, Insecta, Lepidoptera, Papilionidae. The record is from the annotation of a GenBank genome assembly.